This is a messenger RNA of Suillus discolor, 552 nucleotides long. RefSeq lists its product as uncharacterized. The transcript has 2 exons. The record is from RefSeq and is a predicted model, not a curated record. Bases 1 to 552 code for a protein of 183 amino acids. Lineage: Eukaryota; Fungi; Basidiomycota; Agaricomycetes; Boletales; Suillaceae.
AUGAACCAUUCGGUGAAAGAUUUGCUUCUCAUUCAUGUAGAUCUACCACCGACAUCUCAUAGAGCUGUCCUUUUCAUUCGUGUGUGGCCGGGUAUCCAUCCUUCCCUUAUGCCAAAGGCCGUCGUCGUACAUGCUUAUGACGAUCAGGACGGUGCGUUGUUUCAUUCCCUCAUAGACUGCGAGAUUGCUCGAGACACAGAUGCGAGCCACGCACAAUCUGCCGAAUACACGACAAGCAAUUUGGUUGUGCAGCAUUUUCAUACCAAUACAACCUUGCGUGUGCCGGGUGCCCGCCUUGAAGGCUAUAUUCAAGAAGAUCAUGAUGAUCAAGACGUUAAUACUACCAUUUCCCACUUCCGCGAAGCCCCUGCACUGUCCGAUCACGCAUUGUCCCUCUGUAAUCGGUACGCAAUCUUCAAGGCUUCUCGCGGUUCCUGCUCCGGCCGUCGUUCGCGGACUUGCAAGCCUGUAGAUCCAAAUGCAGAGCGGUCUUGUCAAAGGAUCCACUGCCGUCUGGAACGUAAGCUCCUGCUGCAGAUCCUGCAGCGGUAG